This is a messenger RNA of Theobroma cacao (cacao), 2832 nucleotides long. RefSeq names its product F-box/LRR protein. Gene Ontology annotation, cellular component: SCF ubiquitin ligase complex. Gene Ontology annotation, biological process: SCF-dependent proteasomal ubiquitin-dependent protein catabolic process. Lineage: Eukaryota; Viridiplantae; Streptophyta; Magnoliopsida; Malvales; Malvaceae. The record is from RefSeq and is a predicted model, not a curated record.
GAAUAAGCGUACACGAGAAGCUUCUCUCGAAAAACCCUAAAAAAGGCGAAAAGGCGCCCAUUUUAAUACACCUGAUCGCUUAAUUGGUCUCCUCUCCAGUAUUUUGUCGAUCAAAGUUUCGAGAAAAUCUUAAAUGCAUCAUGUCAAUGUGAUGCGAAGGAGUGCAUACCCUGAUGGUAUUAGUAUUACCACAAAGAACUUAUACCCAUUUCCCUUCUCUUAGACUGUACCUGUCACUUCCCGCCAUUCCUUCAACGGCAAACGAUGCCGGUCCUAAGAUCCCGCGAGAUCCCCGCAGUCCCACCUAAUCCUCGCAAAACCCGGGCUCACGUCGACCCACCCGCGACUCCCACUCAAGGCCGCGAACAUCCGGCCACUUUCUCAUCUUCUCCUUCACUCAUUCCUUCCCCUAAAACACCCAGUCCGGGCUCCAGUUCUGCACCAAUACUCAGGCGGAGCCUUCGUCUUGCGUCUAAAGCUUCCUCAAACGGGGACAAGGUUGGCGUUUCAGAGGAGGAGAAACGGAUUGAAAGGCGAGAUGUGGACGUUUUGAAAAAGAGGAAGUUGAGUUUGGUUAGUGAUGAUGGUGUUGAGAGCGUAGAGAGUGAAGGGGUUUUGAGUUUGCGGUUGGGGAAGAGGGUUACAAAGAUGACUUCACUGGCCGACGGCGGCGGCGAUGAGGAGGUUGGAAGUGAGGAGAAAGGGAAAGGGGUAUUAAGGAAAGAGAAUGAGGAUAUUGAGAAACUGGAGAGAAACAGUGAGAAAGAGAAUGCGUAUCGCAGAAGGAGAUUUAGCGAUGAAGGGAAAGGGAAGGGGAAAUUGGUUGUUGAAACGAUUUUGGAAUCUGAAGCUAAGAGUUCUGUUGACGGUUCUGUUUCAUUCGUUAACCUUUCAGCGGAGAAAGUAAGACUGCCAGAUGAAAAGCGUACUAAGAAGAAUAAUAAGAGAGGACAUGGGGGGAGAACGGAACAUUUUCGAGACGUGGCCAGGCAAAAUGCUUCUCGAUAUGCCCAUUUUGACGCCCAGGAGGAAGAUGAUAACAUUUUCUCUGUCGAGGCUGAAAGCGAAAUUUCCCCUGAAAAUGAACAGCCAGAAGAGACGGGCGUUGAAGAUUGGCCUGGUCCAUUCUCUACUGCUAUGAAGAUUAUAAGGGAUAGAGCAGAGAAAUUGAAUUUACAACGGGGGAGUUCUUCUUCAGGCAACGUACAAUCCGUGCAAAUUACGUGGGUUCCUCAAAAGGGUAAAGGAAAGGACCGUUCAAAGCGGUUGCCUCCGUCAUUGCUUGAUAUGUGCUUCCGGAUUCUGGUCAAUAAUGCAGAUGCAAUUGCUUCCCUUGAUCAUGUGCCGGAUGCUCUGAGACACAAGCUCUGUCAGAUGCUCUGUGACUCCAGACGAAUGAAUAGUAAUUUUUUGGACCUCCUCGUUAGUGGAUCCCCUACUGAAAUUCGCCUGAGGGAUUGUUCAUGGUUAACGGAGGAGCAGUUCACUAGAUGUUUUGAGGGGUGUGACACUACCAACUUGAAGGUUCUUCAACUUGAUCAGUGUGGCUGCUGUAUGCCAGAUUAUAUUUUACUUUCUACCUUAGCUCAGUCAUCAAACAGCUUGCCUGCACUUAUUAAUUUGUCAUUGACUGGUGCAUUUCGGCUUUCAGAUGAUGGGCUAAAAGCUCUUGUUUUUUCUGCCCCUGCACUAAGAUCCAUUGAUCUCAGCCAGUCUUCUCUUCUUACUGCCAGUGCUAUUGACACUUUAGCUAACUCCUUGGCAUCAGUCCUACUGGAACUAUAUAUCAAUGAUUGCCAAAGUAUUGAUGCCAAGCUGAUUCUUCCAGCAUUGAAGAAACUGGAGCAUUUGGAAGUUUUAUCAGUAGCAGGCUUGGAAUCUGUUACUGAUUGUUUCAUCAAGGAAUUCAUUGUUGCACGUGGUCAUGGUAUCAAGGAACUUAUAUUGACAGGUUGUAGGAAAUUAAGUGAUUCUUCCUUGAAAAUCAUUGCAGAAACCUGUUCAAAUUUACGUGCUCUUGACGUUGGUAAUUUAUCCAAAUUGACAGACUCUACUUUGGGAUACCUGGCAAAUGGUUGUCAAUCAUUACAGUUAUUGAAAUUCUGCCGUAAUGCAUUCAGUGAUGAUGCUAUAGCAGCGUUUCUUGAAACCUCUGGGGAGGUUUUGAAAGAGCUGUCACUGAACAAUGUUGGGAAGGUUGGUCAUAAUACAGCCCUAUCACUUGCAAGACGCUCAAGAAAUUUGCUUAGUUUGGAUCUAUCUUGGUGCCGAAAUCUGACUGAUGAAGCUGUGGGGUUGAUUGUGGAUAGCUGUUUAUCAUUGAGGGUGCUUAAACUCUUUGGUUGCACUCAGAUUACAAAUGUGUUUCUGGAUGGGCACUCUAAUUCCAAGGUAGAAAUCAUUGGUUUGAAGUUCUCUCCGCUUUUGGAACAUAUCAAAGUACCUGAUUCUCAGGAGGGUCCAUUGCGGUACUCCCCAGUGUGUCAACUUUAAUGUGACACGGGUGUGCAUGACUAGCCAUAGGCAUAUGAUAUUACAAAUUGGCAUAUGAUGUUUCCCGGAAACAUGUAGGCUGCAACCAAUUUCGCUUGUGAAGUACUGAAGUAGUGAGUUUUGCUGCCUAAAGAAUUUGGACAUUUUUUGUACCCCUCCGAUGAUCAUUUACUGGAAACCUGUGUAUUAAGUUGAAUCAUUGGGUCCUCCUACUUGAGAAAUUUUGUAAAUUGGGUGCCUUGUUGUGCACUAGGUUUGACAUAAUGCAAAAUGUAACCUAAUGCAUAAUAGGAAGAUAUUUGGUCAUUAUUCUCCCCUUACUUAUGCCUAUUUUACUCU